AUGACUAUUAAACAAAAGGUUUUAUUUUUGGAGGUGCCCAAUAGAGAAGUGCUUGAACACUUUGAAAAGUUGUUUGAUUGCAUAUAUUACGAACUAACAACAAUUGAACAAUGUCUAAUUGAUUUCCAAACUAAAUUCAAAGAUAUUGAAGCCAUAUAUUGUGGAUGGCCAGGAUUCGCUCCCCUUGGUGGAUUUAAAGGUAAAUUGGUUGAAUUUGCACCCAAGAGUUUAAAAAUUGUUACAACUUGUUCUAUUGGAUAUGAUCAUUUUGACGUACAAGCAAUGACAAACAAAAACAUUGUUUUGACGAAUAGCCCAUCAACUAUGGCGUAUGAUGCAGUUGCUGAUUUGGUGCUUUAUAAUGCCAUUGCCAGUUUCAGAAAUUUCAAAAUAUAUGAACAGAAUUUCAAUAAAGAUCGAUAUACACAGACAGGUAUGUUGACCAAAUCGUUAGUGUCGGCAAAAUUUGAUCAAAAAAUAGGUGCUGCGGUAUCAACGCCGGUUUUGGGGUCAUCGUAUGGGAAAUCUUGUUGUCAACGAGCCAAUUUAUCACCUAGAAAUCAUCAUGUUGUAAUUGUUGGGUUUGGUCAUAUUGGUCAAGCGAUCGCUGCUAGAUUGUCAUCAGUUGGAAUGGUUAUCCACUACGUCAAGCGAAACAAGUUGAGUGCUGAAGAGGAGAGAAAACUUGGUUUUCCAACGACUUUUCACAGGAAUCUAUCCGAUACUACAAGUUUUGCAGACUUGGUAGUAAUUGCAUGUCCAGGAACACCAUCUACUCGACAUAUGGUAAAUGAUGAAUUAAUAAACAAUAUGGCAAAGCAAUUUAGAAUCAUCAAUGUUGGUAGAGGAUUCGUAGUUGAUGAAAAUUCUUUGGUUAAAGGUUUAAAAAGUGGUAAGGUUUUAUUUGCAGGAUUGGAUGUGUUUGAAGAAGAGCCACGUGUACAUCCUGAGUUACUUGAUAGACAGGAUGUUGUAUUAACGCCCCAUAUCGGUUCUGCAUCGACUGAGAAUUAUAAUUAUACCGCCAUUACUUGCCUUGAAAACAUUGAAGCUGUUUUACUUAAUUUCGAGAGGCCCAUUACCAGAGUCAAUUGA
Messenger RNA from Lodderomyces orthopsilosis Co 90-125, 1095 nucleotides. RefSeq lists its product as uncharacterized. The transcript has a single exon. Gene Ontology annotation, molecular function: glyoxylate reductase (NADPH) activity; NAD binding; hydroxypyruvate reductase [NAD(P)H] activity. Lineage: Eukaryota; Fungi; Ascomycota; Pichiomycetes; Serinales; Debaryomycetaceae. Gene Ontology annotation, cellular component: cytosol. Bases 1 to 1095 code for a protein of 364 amino acids. The record is from RefSeq and is a predicted model, not a curated record.